CUAAGUCCUUACUCCACUGGGAAGCUUAUGCUGUCUUAUACUUUCUAAUACGUGAAGGCGGCCGCGAGAAAUGGAUGCUAGCUUCCUGAACCUGAAGUGAGUCUGGACUCUGAAGAGAGAAACAGGCUGUGAGAGCUAGACUGAGCCUUUUAAAGUUGUUUGCAACCCGCUUGCAUUACAGUGCCACAACUUCCCUGAACGCUUUCAGCAAUCACGGUAUUAUGUCUCUCAUAAGUGCUCAAGUUUCCCACCAUGCACUCAUUGCGAGACCCUUCACAGUGAGAUGGAGAAAUUCUUAGGAGACGAUGUGGAGGAGUCUCGGGCGGCCCUGCAGCGCUGUCCCCCUGGCCAUUAAGCUGCGGGGCGUCUCCUGUCUAACCUCGAUGAGGCUAUGGGGCUCCGUUGAGCUGCACUGGAGCUCAGUCCCCCCAGUCGUUCUUAUCGGCCCGCAUAUUUCUUCCACCUUGCCUACAGUCUCUAAAAGAGAUUUGAGCAGUCGGGCGUCCUGCAUGACCUCGCUGCAUUGGAGCUUUGUGGCCUAUUAGGUCAUUCUGUUCGAUUCAUGUCUCUUAACAAUCUUGCUAUCUGUGAUUCGAGCAGCGGGGCUUCCCGUCUGACAUUGACGAGACCACUGAGCUCAAUAGAGCUACCAGCCAGCCACGGUUUCUCAGCGU
This is a messenger RNA of Suillus clintonianus, 674 nucleotides long. RefSeq lists its product as uncharacterized. Lineage: Eukaryota; Fungi; Basidiomycota; Agaricomycetes; Boletales; Suillaceae. The record is from RefSeq and is a predicted model, not a curated record. The transcript has 3 exons. The coding region runs from base 306 to 545 and encodes 79 amino acids.